Messenger RNA from Hippoglossus stenolepis (Pacific halibut), 739 nucleotides. RefSeq names its product mucin-2-like. NCBI's taxonomy places the organism in Eukaryota, Metazoa, Chordata, Actinopteri, Pleuronectiformes, Pleuronectidae. The record is from RefSeq and is a predicted model, not a curated record. The coding region runs from base 26 to 739 and encodes 237 amino acids. Gene Ontology annotation, cellular component: extracellular matrix. The transcript is spliced from 7 exons.
UACUGGGUCAGUCAUUGGGAUCAACAUGGGGACUACAGGACUCCAAUGCGCAUUAGGGCUCAUAUACCUAAAGCUGCUGGUCGGCUCCCUCACUCAGACUGUUAACAUCAUUGAUUCUGCAAACAAGAUAAGCGUGGAUUCAGCUAAUGCAUCUCACAUCGACCGAGUCUGUUCGACAUGGGGACACUAUCACUUCAAGACCUUCGAUGGACAUUUCUUCCAAUUGGCCUCCACCUGUAACCAUGUCCUGGCCUCGCAGUGUGGGGACAACUUUGAAAAUUUCAACAUCCAGAUGAGGCGCAAGAUAGACGGCACAUCAGUCACCAUCAGCAACAUCAUCCUGAAGCUGGAGGGCACAGUGGUGGAGCUCUCUAAAAAGGCAGUGAUUGUCAAUGGCAAGAUAGUGUCUCUGCCGUUCGUCACGUUCGGGGUGACUGUGAAGGGAACCAUGUCUAGUAUCACUGUCGAAGCCAAGCUGGGAAUCAUGGCCAUCUGGAACUUGGAUGACUCCCUGGAUAUCGAGAUUGACGACAAAUACAAGAACCAGGUCUGUGGACUCUGUGGAAACUUUGACGGCUCAUCCAAUGAUCUUGAGAAGGAGGGAUCUAGUCAGUCUUUGGAAGACUUUGCUGAAACCUUCAAGGUGGAUGAACCAUCAGAGACGUGUGAGGAGCCUGAGCUGAGUGACGUGCAGAGCUGUGGAGAUAAGCGUUUUUGUAGCAAGGUGUUCUUUUCAUGA